This is a messenger RNA of Ilyonectria robusta, 932 nucleotides long. RefSeq lists its product as uncharacterized. The record is from RefSeq and is a predicted model, not a curated record. The transcript has a single exon. Lineage: Eukaryota; Fungi; Ascomycota; Sordariomycetes; Hypocreales; Nectriaceae. The coding region runs from base 279 to 848 and encodes 189 amino acids.
AAGGUGCCGACGUUGGAUCCCGAGAGAACAGACCCUCAGUUUGCUGGCCGGGCCGGAAUGGCGUUUUAGUCCCUGCUCCUUCGGAUGGGGGUGGCCUGUCGGCGUAUGUAUAUUUCGCCGCAAGGACUCAGGCCGGCAUCUGGCUUACAGGAGGCGCACGCCAGGUCGAAGCAAACAAAAGAGCGGCGAGACGAGGCAGAUGAAGAAUGUCGUCAGGCCGCCCUCGCUGGACCCGUGGCCGCGGCGCCGCGGCGGCGGCUGAUGGGCGAUGACGGGCGAUGAUGGGGGUGGGCUGCGCAGUUGCGGCUGCGGGAAUGCUGCUGGGUGCGGAACCGAUAGCGAGUGAAGCUGCGAGCUACCAGCGGUUCCAAAUAGCCUUGGAAGCGAUGGACCCCAUGCGAAAUGCUCGGCGAUGGAGCAAACGGACGCGGCAUGCGAGGGAUACACGUUCGUUCGGUCGUUUUUUGCGGGAAUGCGUUUGCGCGACCCUCCUUCGCCGGGCGGCUCAUUGGGCUCGAUGGACUCACCGUCACACUCAAGUCACAAGGUCAAUCUCAUGUCGUGUCGUCCCAGGAUGGAAGCCUCACGGUUCGCCCAUGCGGGAUGCCGCUUUUGGGCCCGUGGCAGAUGCUGGGCCAGCCCCCGAGGCGCUUCCCACCGAUGGGGUGACCAACCACCAACGGCCCACGGCGUGGAUGCGAUGCCGCAUGGGUGCGGCUGCAGCAACCAUCUGUCACUUCUUACAGCUAGUUUCCUCCUUCGUGGUUUGCUCAAGGCCUUUGUUUGCUCACAGUGGCAAACGCCAAUGCGGCCAAGGUGGGAGAAUCUGUGCCACGCCGUCUCGAUGAGACGGAUGAAUAGCAGCUAGCCGCCUUUCAUUCAAGCUCCGGCCCAGGCCUAGAAUAUAGUGGAUAACCACCUGGUCGUUGCAG